Messenger RNA from Apus apus (common swift), 1131 nucleotides. It is a transcript of the gene FOXI1, whose product is annotated as forkhead box I1. NCBI's taxonomy places the organism in Eukaryota, Metazoa, Chordata, Aves, Apodiformes, Apodidae. Gene Ontology annotation, molecular function: RNA polymerase II cis-regulatory region sequence-specific DNA binding; DNA-binding transcription factor activity, RNA polymerase II-specific. Bases 1 to 1131 code for a protein of 376 amino acids. Gene Ontology annotation, biological process: anatomical structure morphogenesis; regulation of transcription by RNA polymerase II; cell differentiation. The transcript has 2 exons. The record is from RefSeq and is a predicted model, not a curated record.
AUGAGCUCCUUUGAUCCACAAACGCACUCACCACCACGCUGCAGUCCACAAUUUCCAAAUAUUGGUCACGAACCUCCAGAGAUGAAUAUCUACUAUGAGAACUUUUUCCAUCCACAGAACAUCCCUAGUCCGCAGCGACCAAGCACCUUUGAGACAACGGAUUACAACGCCACUCCCAAUCCUUACCUCUGGCUAAAUGGACCUUCCAUUACCCCACCACCAUACCUCACAGGAUCCAAUGCCAGUCCCUUCAUUCCUCAGUCUUAUGGGAUGCAAAGGCAGCUUUUGCCUAACAUGCAUGGCCUGGGAGGAACUGACCUUGGCUGGCUUCCUCUGCCAUCCCAAGAAGAGCUUAUGAAGUUGGUUAGACCACCUUACUCCUACUCUGCACUUAUUGCCAUGGCCAUCCAUGGAGCACCUGAAAAGAGGCUGACUCUCAGUCAGAUCUAUCAGUACGUGGCUGACAACUUCCCUUUUUAUAACAAAAGUAAAGCUGGCUGGCAGAACUCCAUACGGCACAACCUGUCCCUCAACGACUGCUUCAAGAAGGUGCCCCGAGAUGAAGAUGAUCCAGGAAAAGGGAAUUACUGGACUCUGGACCCCAACUGUGAAAAGAUGUUUGACAAUGGAAACUUCCGCAGGAAGAGGAAAAGAAAGUCUGACGUCGGGGCUAGUGCUGCCACUCUUGCAUCUGAGAAAUCAGAGGAUAGUGGCGGCCUGAGUGGCAGCCCCAAAGCUGUAGAGCAUCAGGAUAUCUUGGAAAACUCAUCACCUGGGACUGACAAUUCACCUGAGAAAGGGUCUCCACCUCCCUCUUCCAGCAGCUCGUGCCUCAGUAACUUCCUCUCUAGUAUGACUGCCUAUGUUAACGGCUCCAACUCCGUGAGCCGCUCGGUGCCUUUGGGACUCAACUCUGAACCCAUUGACAAAAUGGGACAGAAUAUGACAGGCUUUAACUCUUACUCUCCACUCCCCAAUAUCCCCAGUCAUGGUGUGGGAGAAUGGUCCAAUUCUAUGCCUUCUAGCCACCUUGGCUACAGCAGCUCUGUGCUUAACCAGUUUAACACCCAUUUUUACAGCAGUAUCGGCACAAAUAACACACUCUACUCCAGGGAAGGAACUGAGGUUUAA